AUGCCACCAGAUCGGGAGCGCACACGAAUAGUCCGCGUCCGGACCGGGUGCCUGACCUGCAGGCGGCGUAAGAAGAAGUGCGAUGAGGUCCACCCGAUCUGUGGCGGCUGCGUGCGCAACGACCUCGGAUGCCAGUGGCCAACGACAAUUCCCGGGCGCAGGAACUCUGGUUCGCCAAAGGAUAUCCCUACGGAUGCUGAGCGCCGGCGCUCGAGUCCGGGAGGUUCUUUGGAAGAGUUGGGGAUAGUGAGUAUCCCGGGGAGUGCCUCGUCGCGGCGUUUAUCUUCGGUUUCGUCUAUCGGGGCUCCGUCCGCAGAGGGUGGCGAUCUAGUAGAUCUGGACGGAGCGACGAUUCUGGACGCAGAGGCUCUACAUCGGAAGGCCAGUGUUGCGAAUAGUAUCGGGAAUAUUGAGGAAGUGGUGGCGUCGCCGUCAAUGGUCGGACAUGUUGUCCCAAGAACAUUAUCGAUGCUUCCUGGUUACGACGCAGAGUCUUAUCAGCUGCUCAGCCAUUACUUGAGUACGACUGCAGAUUGUAUGGCGAAUGGCACAACUCCGAUCAAUCCGUUCCUUGUACAAGUCGUCCCGCUAGCUUUCACGAGCGAUCUAUUGCUACAGCUGGUGAUCACGCAAAGCGCUGCCCAUCGCGCAUUCCGACGACGGGAUGAAUCAGACUCCUUGGCCCAGUCUCACUACACCAAGUCGAUUCGAUUAUUUCGGAAAGGAGUUACAGAUUUCCUUGACGGAAAAGAACCAAACCCGCUAAUGCUUCUUGUUGGGGCUUUGCUGAUGUGCUUUACUGAGACCGCAAAAGGGGAUAUGACGGGUACCGUGUUUGAUCACCUAUCGGCCGCAAAUUCAUUACUUGUCAAACUGUUGGAGAAAAGCGAUGCGGCUGUGCCAAGAGACUUGAAGGCAUUUGUUGUGGAGUACUACGUUUACACAGCAUCUGUGAGCAUGAUUUCCAUCGACGCCAGAUUGAGCGGACAGAUUUUCCUCAAUUUCGACCUGGAGCAGCGCGCACGGGGCCUUCUAACAACCAACUACGUUGGGAACCUCUGUGGUUGUUGGCUUGAGCUCCUGUUGCUCAUUCCAUGUAUCUUUGAUCUUGGUCGACAAUGGAUGACCGGCGAUUCCGACAAUCAUGCUCCCACCGCAGACGACUUUGCUUUGUUUGCCUCCAUCCAGGCCCAGAUUCUCCGAUGGUCCCCCUACGCUUCAGUCGACCCCGAGGUCUACCUUGCUGGCUUAAUCUUCCAGCAAGCCAUGUUGAUAUAUCUCUAUUCUUCCCUUGGCGGGUACCAAUUUGCCGCUGACGGUAUCUACAAAGGCCUGAUUCAAAGCGCGGUAUCAGAAGCAAUGAACUAUCUCGAGCAACUGCUGCCUAGCGCUCGGAUCAACUCUGGGAUGUGCUGGCCUAUCGCAGUGGUUGGCUCGUGCUUGGAGGACCCGGAGCGACAAGAGACUCUGCGCCUCAGAACCAGAAAGAUGGCCACGCACUUCGGCCUGGGUAAUAUGGACCGAACGCUCCAGCUGUUAGAGGCAAUGUGGCGACUUCCGUUUCCCGAGGCUGGUCCUUGGAAUAUCUCUCGCACGAUGCAGCAACACCAAAUCUGGAUCUCCUUCGCUUGA
This is a messenger RNA of Penicillium chermesinum, 1632 nucleotides long. Its product is annotated as Zn(II)2Cys6 transcription factor. Gene Ontology annotation, molecular function: zinc ion binding; transcription cis-regulatory region binding; DNA-binding transcription factor activity, RNA polymerase II-specific. The transcript is spliced from 2 exons. The record is from RefSeq and is a predicted model, not a curated record. Bases 1 to 1632 code for a protein of 543 amino acids. Lineage: Eukaryota; Fungi; Ascomycota; Eurotiomycetes; Eurotiales; Aspergillaceae. Gene Ontology annotation, biological process: positive regulation of transcription by RNA polymerase II. Gene Ontology annotation, cellular component: nucleus.